GUGAGAGGUAUUUUCCUCCGCACACUGUUUCAGACUAGAAGGACAGACAGAGAGACACACAAAGCAAUAAACACACAGACGUUCAGUGUUGGAAGACAUGGGAGUUGAGGAGCAGAGGGCUGGGGAGUUUUACGUGGAGAGGGAUGUUUUGAACGAGCUUUGCUUGGACGAGUUGGCCAGAAGACGGACUCACUCCACCAGACCUCUCCUGAAGGAACGGGUGAAAGAUUCCCUCAGGUGUUCAGUGCCCAAGCUGAAGCGUUCUGUGCUGAGCUUUAUACCUAUCCUGUCAUGGCUGCCUCGUUACUCAGUGAGACAAGACGCACUGGGAGACCUCAUAUCUGGCAUAAGCAUUGGCAUCAUGCACCUGCCUAUGGGUUUGGCCUAUGCUCUGCUGGCCUCUGUGCCCCCAGUGUAUGGCCUCUACACUUCCUUCUACCCUGUACUCAUGUACUGCAUCUUUGGCACCUCCAGACACAUCUCCGUAGGCCCAUUUGCUGUGACCAGCAUCAUGAUAGGCACCACGACAGAGAGGCUGGCCCCAAACAGUAACUUCAUGACUCUAAAUGGAACCAAUGGGACUCAAGUUCUCGAUGUAGUAGCCCGUGAUGCCUUAAGAGUACAGAUAGCAGCCAGCACCACUUUUCUGAGUGGGAUCUUUCUGUUUCUGCUGGGCAUGAUUCGGUUUGGUUUUGCGGUGACGUUCCUGUCAGAUCCCAUGGUACGUGCUUACAUGACAGGAGCAGGUAUACAUGUGGUACUUUCCCAACUCCCAAGCCUCUUUGGGAUCCGCGUUGGACGCUUCUCCGGGCCUCUGUCUCAGGUCUAUCUCCUAAUAGAUAUCUGUAGACAUCUGCCAGAGACUAACAUUGCGGCCGUGGUGGUAACUCUAGUGGCCUUGGCGGUCCUCAUAGCGGUCAAAGAACUCAACAUUUACUUUGAGAAGAAAAUGCCUGUGCCCGUUCCAAUAGAACUCAUAACGAUCAUAGUAGCAACAGUUAUCUCUUACUACUGCAAACUGCACAGCCUAUACAAAGUGGCCGUCGUCGGACAGAUCCCCAAAGGAUUAAAGCCUCCCAGAUCACCUGACGUCAGUAUGUGGGGUUCGGUAGUUGGUGAUGCAUUCGUAGUAGGCAUAGUGGGAUAUGCCCUUAACAUCUCCUUGGGAAAAAUCUUCGGCCAAAAACACGGCUACGAUGUGGACAGCAACCAGGAGAUGGUGGCUGUUGGUCUCUGUAACAUAGUGGGAGGACUAUUUCAAUGCCACGCCAUUGCUGCUUCUCCGUCCCGUACCCUCCUCCAGGAUAGCACUGGGGGCAAGACACAGGUUGUGGGGCUGAUUUCUUCAGUACUUGUGCUGAUCUUCAUUCUGCAACUGGGGACACUGUUUGAGGAGCUACCCAAGGCUGUCCUGGCCUGUAUAGUGCUUGUGAACCUGAAAGGCCUUUUUAUGCAGUUUAAAGACAUUCCUGCACUCUGGAAGAGCAAUAAGGUCGACCUGCUGGUGUGGUUGGUAACUCUGGUGUGUACUAUCUUGCUGAACCUGGACAUCGGCCUUGGUGUAUCCAUCGGCUUCUCUAUGCUCACUGUCAUCUUCAAAACACAACUGCCGAGGUACUCUAUCCUGGGGCAUGUUCCUGGGACUGAGCUCUACCUGGAUACAGAAACAUAUGAGGAGGCUAAAGAGAUACCAGGUAUCACCAUCUUCCGUUCCUCCACCACAAUGUACUAUACCAACGCUCAGCUAUACCUGGACGCACUGCAGGAGAAGAGUGGAAUUGACAUUGGAAUGCUGCUGAUGAAAAAGAAGAAAAGAGACACUGAAGAAAAGAGAAAAGACGAGAAAGAAAAAAACAAAGCCAAAAAAGAGGCAAAAAAGAAUGGUGUGAAUGGACGCCUACCCAACAAUACAGUCCAUCCAGAUGACAAGAGGGAUGAAGAGAAAGGUUCCCCAGACCUGAAAUUGAACCAGACAGCCAUUGCCCUAGUUGACCGACCCAUCAACGGACAGGUGAACUGGGGUUUUGAGCAGCAAGGUAACGGGUUCGACCAGGACUCUAAAACUGAUAUUCGUGGCGAUGAUCACAUGACCCAGAUGUCCAGUACCGGAAGAAAUGGAGAGAUGGGGUGGAGCUCCGUCAACAACACACACACCAUCAUCCUGGACCUAUCCACAGCCAACUUUGCUGACACGGCCACUGUGAAGACGCUGAAAAACAUAUUCCUAAACUACAGAAAGAUUGACAUUGACAUUUAUUUAACUGGAUGCCAAGUCUGUGUGGUGGAGCAGUUAUCGAGUGCAGGCUUCUUCUCUGAGUCCAUCCCUAAAAGCUGUCUGUUCACUACGAUCCACGAUGCGGUGCUACACAGCCUCCGACUGCAUGGGGCCUCAGACGUACCCAUCAUCUACGAGUAUGCUCUGGACUUGACCUGCACUACCAAGAUGUAACCAACAGGGGUCACUUUGUUCCUCUUCCACUCCACCUCCCUUCCACUCCACCUUCAUCUGCCUGGCUUCCCAUUGGUUCCCCUCACCUCUUUCCUCUCUGUGAAAGAGAAUGCACCACCGUGUGUGUUUUGCCGGUUGGACCAAGGCAGUUCCCCCUUCAUGUUAUGUUAAAUAACUGAACACAAAAUACCUCCCGAAAAAAAACGAUAAAACUCCCCAAUAUAUUUGUCAGCCACCUAAGAUGUGUCGUCUAGUCAGCAGUUCACUUCACCUCCCCAUCCCCGUCCCUCCCUUUAAUCCAUUCUUCCUAGGGCCAGUGUGUCCCAGACAGUAGUUUGUCCUGUACCUCAGGGGCCUUCUCCCAUAUAUAUAUACACAUAAACACACACACAUACAUAUAUAUGUAUAUACACACAUAAAUAUAUAUAUGUAUAUAUACACACACACACACAUAAAUAUACAUACACACAGUACCAGUCAAAAGUUUGGACACACUCAUUCAAGGCUUAUUCUUAAUUUUUACUAUUUUCUACAUUGUGUCGAGCCAUCCCGGAUCCGGGAUCGUGAAUACAGCCUCAAGCUCAUUACCAUAACGCAACGUUAACUAUUCAUGAAAAUCGCAAAUGAAAUGAAAUAAAUAUGCUAGCUCUCAAGCGUAGCCUUUUGUUAACAACACUGUCAUCUCCGAUUUUCAAAAAUAUGCUUCUCAACCAUAGCAAAACAAGCAUUUGUGUAACAGCAUUUAGCGUUCAGCAGGCAACAUUUUCACAAAAACCGGAAAACCAUUCAAAUAAAAUAAUUUACCUUUGAAGAACUUCUGAUGUUUUCAAUGAGGAGACUCAGUGAUAUAGCAAAUGUUCAGUUUUUCCUGAAAGAUGAUUUGUUUAGGAGAAAUCACUCCAUUUUGUGCGUCAAGUUUAGCUAAGAAAAGAAAAUGUAUCCAGGAUUGUGUAAAUCUAUCAGCAAGCUCAUUAGCGUAACACAACGUUAACUAUUCAUGAAAAUCGCAAAUGAAAUUAAAUCAAUAUGCUAGCUCUCAAGCUUAGCCUUUUGUUAACAACACUGUCAUCUCAGAUUUUCAAAAAUAUGCUUCUCAACCAUAGCAAAACAUGCAUUUGUGUAACAGUAUUGAUAGCUAGCGUUAGCAUUUAGCGUUAGCAUUCAGCAGGCGACAUUUUCACAAAAAAACAGAAAACCAUUCAAAUAAAAUAAUUUACCUUUGAAGAACUUCGGAUGUUUUCAAUGAGGAGACUCUCAGUUAGAUAGCAAAUGUUCAGUUUUUCCUGAAAGAUUAUUUGUGCAGGAGAAAUCGAUCCGUUUUCUGCGUCAUGUUUGGCUACCAAAAAAAAAAGAACAUUUCUUCCACAUUAACUCCAUAAUAUCGACUGAAACAUGGUCCAAUUUGGAAGUCGCUCUGGAUAAGAGCGUCUGCUAAAUGACUUAAAUGUAAAUGUAAAUGUAAACGUUGUUUAGAAUCAAUCCUCAAGGUGUUUUUCACAUAUCUCUUCAUGAUAUAUCAUUCCUGGAAGUCUCCUCUCUGUCUCAAUCACAUGGAUGAAUGCGAGCAGCUUGGAGAUUACGCAACAAUUUCAAUAAAGGACACCGGGCGGACCCCUGGUAAAUGUAGUCUCUUAUGGCCAAUCUUCCAAUGAUAUGCCUACAAAUACGUCACAAUGCUGCAGACAACUUGGAGAAACGAUAGAAAGGGCAGGCUAAUUCGUGGCGCUUUCACAGCCAUAUAAGGAGACAAUGAAAAACAGAGCGUCAAAAAUCCUGCUCAUUUCCUGUUUGAAGUUUCAUCUUGGUUUCGCCUGUAGCAUCAGUUCGGGGGCACUCACAGAUAAUAUCUUUGCCGUUUUGGAAACGUCAGAGUGUUUUCUUUCCAAAGCUGCCAAUUAUAUGCAUAGUCGAGCAUCUUUUCGUGACAAAAUAUUGCGCUUAAAACGGACACGUUUUUUUUAUCCAAUAAUGACAUAGCGCCCCCAUAGGUUGAAGAGGUUAAGACAUAAAAACUAUUAAAUAACAUAUCAUGUAGUAACCAAAAAAACUGUUCAAAAUCAAAAUAUAUUUUACACUUGAAUUUCUUCAAAGUAGCCACCCUUUGCCUUCAUGGCACACUCUUGGCAUUCUCUCAACCAGCUUCAUGAGGUAGUCACCUAGAAUGCAUUUCAAUAAACAGUUGUGCCUUGUUAAAAGUUAAUUUGUGUAAUUUGUUUCAUUCUUCAUACAUUUGAGCCAAUCAGUUGUGUUUUAAAAAAUAAAUUAAAACCCAUGAAUGAGUAAGUGUCCAAACUUUAGACUGGUACUGUAUAUAUAUAAAUAUAACACCCUUGCCUUUCAUGAACAAACACUCACACUUGCCUUUUUUUCUCUUUUUGCACUGACUUUGCUGAUAGCUACUUUGAGGAAAAAUGUACUUACUCUCACUGAGAUGUGGUUGUCCCACCUAGCUAUCUUAAGAUGAAUGCACUAACGGUCAGUUGCUCUGUAUAACAUUGUCUGCUAAAUUACUAAAAUGUUCAUGUAAAUUCUAAUUGCUUUAACAACAUUGGCUCUAGCUAACUCCUCUGUCUCUCAUAAGCUAGGGUUAUACGGUUUCAAUGCCAAGGGGAAACAUACAAUGGGUAAUUUCAUAAGCCUCACUGCUGAUGAGGUAAUCAUAAUUAUGUUGAAAAUUAUGUAAAUCAUCCUAAAACAGAAUCAUGGUAGUUCAAUAUCCAAUGAAUGAGUAUGAAUAGCAGCUAUUCACUCUGUGUUUCUAACAUAUCAACUUUAGCAUUUUAGCUAAUUAGCAACUUUGCAACUGCAUGUCAGCUACUUUGCAACAACAUAGCAUCCUUCCCCUAAUCCAGCUAACGUUUGCCACAACAAAUUGGAAUUUGUAACAUAUCAUACAGUCCAGGUUGGCAUCACGUAGCCUUGAGCCACAUCUAUACAUUGUGUAUUUCAGGGUCAAAUUGAGUAUAGUUCUUCCCUAGUUUGAACACUGUUAUAGAGCUAAUCUCUUUGUAUCUUUCUGUAUUUUCCUAAAGAGGAUGUGAAUAAUUCAUGUUAAUGUGCAUUUUGAACAUUUUACUAAAUUGUUCAUUUCCUGAUAUAAAUUAAUCUACUUUGAAUACGAUUUGUAAUUUUCUAGCAUUGAUCGAACACACACUCCAAUAUCUUUAAAGUAAAAAUUAUUGUUUGAGUACAUGGCUAAAUAAACGUCAGUAAAAUGA
Oncorhynchus keta (chum salmon) is the source of this 5667-nucleotide messenger RNA. Its product is annotated as solute carrier family 26 member 6-like. Gene Ontology annotation, molecular function: secondary active sulfate transmembrane transporter activity; oxalate transmembrane transporter activity; chloride transmembrane transporter activity. Gene Ontology annotation, biological process: transmembrane transport. Gene Ontology annotation, cellular component: membrane. Bases 98 to 2449 code for a protein of 783 amino acids. The transcript has 19 exons. The record is from RefSeq and is a predicted model, not a curated record. NCBI's taxonomy places the organism in Eukaryota, Metazoa, Chordata, Actinopteri, Salmoniformes, Salmonidae.